Messenger RNA from Aureococcus anophagefferens, 189 nucleotides. RefSeq lists its product as hypothetical. The record is from RefSeq and is a predicted model, not a curated record. The transcript has a single exon. Lineage: Eukaryota; Pelagophyceae; Pelagomonadales; Pelagomonadaceae. The annotation marks the transcript as partial.
GACCACUACCGCACGCUGGGCGUGAAGCCGAGGGCCAAGGAGGCGGAGAUCAAGAAGGCCUACCGCUCCCUCGCGAAGCAGUGGCACCCGGACAAGAACCCGGGCAACGCGCAGGCCGCGGAGAAGUUCAGUGAGAUCGCGUCGGCCUACGAGGUGCUCUCCGACGCGGCGCAGCGGCGGGACUACGAC